Prorocentrum cordatum is the source of this 1128-nucleotide messenger RNA. Lineage: Eukaryota; Dinophyceae; Prorocentrales; Prorocentraceae. The record is from the annotation of a GenBank genome assembly.
AUGGUUUCCCGCAGAAUGAUCUUGAUGAAUCCCCAGCGCAGCCUCAAGCAGGAGGACAUCCGCUCGUUCCUGGUGUCCGAAUCCGACAACAGAAAGUUCACAGAACAGAUGGGGCAGCUGUUGCUGCAGGACUGCGGGAAGGAGCACUCAGACCUGAGCAAGACCUUCCAGGUGCUGAUGAAGGACAGCACAGGCAUCCCCGUGAACGUGCACGUGUUCGCCGUGUCUUAUUUUAGCCAGGGCGGGCUCCCGGCCUUCAAGGUGGGCGUCCUGGAGGUGAGCGACUCCGACUCCAUGCUUCUGCCAAACCUAGGGCAUCUGGCGGAGAUCAGGCAGCUGCGCCGGCGGGGUCGCCGGCCAAAGCAGGACCUGCAGGGAACGCCGCCGGGGCAGUCCCCCCGGUCCGCUGAAGACAGCAGCGGCAGCAGCAACGGCACUCUGGACCUGGAGCAGUCCCUGGGCUCGGAUGCUUCAGGCUCGACGUUUUUCAAUGAUUUCGAGGGGGGCGCCCCCGCCUUCUGGUUCGACGUGCUCUCGGCUGGCUACGACAUUCUGUGCUUCUCCGACAGCUUCCAGCACUGCUUCGGCACCUGCGAGGACGCGAAGUUUCUGAGCUGGGUCAAGAUGAACCAACACGACCAGUUUGUGGAGUGGGUCCAGGAGUCGUAUGUCGCGCUCCUGGGCCAGACCGAGGGUGACACCUCAACCUCCACGGAUUUUUUUCCGCGCCCCCUCCACUUCAUGCCGACCCACCUGCGCCAGCACCGGCUCGCCUUCUCGGCCACGGUGUUCCUGGACCUGGGCGACGUCCCAGACAUGUCCAAGCGGGGCCUAGGCACCGCGCGCAUGACCUUCAGCAGCGUCCGGCGCUGGACGACCAGCGGCGCUCGACGAAGGCACGGCCGAGGGCCCAGGCGGCCGCCGCAGCGCGAUGGGGGGUUGCACCGCAGCGGUGGGACCCCGGGCGCCCUCGAGGCCGCGGGGCCGUGCAGGUCCUACAGCCUGCUGGGGGGCCCAGCACAGUUACGCCACGGGCAUAUUCAAAUGAGACCUCGCCAUCCCUGGGGGGGUGCGAUCUGUGAGGAAGGAACAGUUCUGGUGGGGGGGAUGAUUUCGUGGCAUGGGUGA